Molecule: messenger RNA, 1681 nt
Organism: Stegostoma tigrinum
Lineage: Eukaryota; Metazoa; Chordata; Chondrichthyes; Orectolobiformes; Stegostomatidae
Gene: lrrc73
Product: leucine rich repeat containing 73
Exons: 7
Coding region: 303-1280 (325 amino acids)
Molecular function (GO): protein binding
Source: RefSeq, a predicted model, not a curated record
GGAUUACAGUCACUGUGACGAUUGCUCUGCCAUUUGCACUAUCUCCAAACGCGACUGAAAAAACCAGGUCCAGCAGAUCCAUCCGACCUCAAUUAAACGGCAAAAGCAAGCCUGGAAAAAUAGAGAAGCCCUUUUGCUGCUUCGCAAUUUACUUCGAUUGCAAACAGCGAAGAUAGUUGCAAUUGAGUUUGUGUGUUGCGGGGCUGAGGAUGAAUUUGUCAUCUGGAGACGCUGUGCCCAUAGUAACAGGCAGCUGAUUGUGGCCGGCACACGAACACUGAAACAGCUCCAAGAGGACGGCGAUGCUGUCCGGCUCCAUCCAGAUCUCCGGAGAGACCCUCUCUUCGGCGGAGGUGAAAGACAUUUGUGACUCUCUGAGGACCAAUUCCGUUCGGCUAUUGUCGCUGAGGGGAUGUCACAUCUCAGACCGUGAUUUCCACCGCAUCAGCCGGCAUGUGGCGGACUGUCAAUCCCUGGCACAGCUCAACCUAAACCUUGGGGUAGUCAGUAACAUCAACCGAGUGAAACAGUUGGCAGAAGCACUGGCAUCCAACAGGUCCAUCCAUUCCCUCUUAUAUAUGAUGACAAACCUCUGGAGCAGGUGGGGCUUGAACUUGGACCUUCUGACCCAGAGCCUCCAUGGUACUCCCUUAACUGAUUCUGGACUAGCUGUACUGAACCCUGUCCUAUCCCUACAUCCCUCCCUAAUAUCACUGGAUCUCGGAGACUGUAUUCUGGGAGAUGAAGGAAUGAAUCUCAUUUGUGGAUUGUUGCCGCCGGAUGGGGCAAAGUCAGGUCUGAAAGAGCUAACACUGAGUGCUAAUCCUGCAGUUACAGUGAAGGGUUGGGCACGCCUGGCAAUAGCAGUUGCCCACAGUUCUCAACUUCGUGUCCUUAACUUGGAUUAUAAUCCUCUAGGUGACCACAUUGCAGGGAUGUUAGCAGUUGCUGUGGCUUCUAGUCGGACUCUAGAAGUGGUGGACCUGGAGGGGACAGGCCUUACGAAUCAGUCAGCUCAGAUAUUUCUGGACAUGGUAGAGAAUUAUCCCACCUCGAUACGGACUCUCAUCCUAGCAGAAAAUAAUAUCAGCUUGGAACUUCAGCAGCAAAUCUCUGAUCUGCUUUCUGAGGGAGAGGAAGAGGAGGAAACUGAGAAUGAAGGGCAAGAAGAUGCAGGAAGACAGAAGGAAAUCUGGAUUGCUCAGAGCAAUCCAGAAUCACAGGCUAUCCUUGUGUCAACACAGCUUGAAGAUUCAUUGCUGGCAGAAACAGAAAUGUGACAACACCUGUUGUUGGAUCCCUUCAGUCGUAGGCCAUACUGCACUACCAUUCACUCAUGUCUUUAUGUGCUGCUGUUGGAACUGAUUGAGAACAUGUGUCUAUAACUUUUGUUCAUUUACAGCUUGACCCAGUGUGUGACACUGACCCUAAAAGCACUGGAGGGGCACCUGCAAUCACCUCACAUAAUGCCACUUUAUAUUUGUGUUUAUUUAUUUUUAACAACUUAAUUUAGUCUCUAUCACAACAGUCACCGCACUAAAAAUGUAAUGAAUUGUGUAAAGCACUGAGGGUUUUGAUGUGAUAAUGCACUGUGUAAACAAAGUUAUGAUUGAAUGUAUUAAGAGCAUGGACUCAAUGCGUCAAGUGGCCUUUUUCUGACCAUUCAAUGAAGCAGAUUACA